Messenger RNA from Brachypodium distachyon (stiff brome), 2831 nucleotides. RefSeq names its product calcium/calmodulin-dependent serine/threonine-protein kinase 1. The transcript has 12 exons. Gene Ontology annotation, biological process: peptidyl-serine phosphorylation; intracellular signal transduction; protein autophosphorylation. The coding region runs from base 637 to 2430 and encodes 597 amino acids. The record is from RefSeq and is a predicted model, not a curated record. Lineage: Eukaryota; Viridiplantae; Streptophyta; Magnoliopsida; Poales; Poaceae. Gene Ontology annotation, cellular component: cytoplasm; nucleus. Gene Ontology annotation, molecular function: calcium-dependent protein serine/threonine kinase activity; calcium/calmodulin-dependent protein kinase activity; ATP binding.
AAAGCAGAAAGAACGAAAGAUACAGAGAGGAAGAGGGGCAAGCAACGGAAAGCAACCCAAGCCGAGCGAGGGGAAGUCUCCCUUUCCUCCCUCUUCCCUCACAUUCACACAGGACUCGCGCACUCUCUUUAAUCGCCUCGGUUCGUCCUUCCUUCGUCCCGGUUGAUCCAUCCAGGCUUCCAGCCUUCGUCUCUCCCGUUCCCCUUGUGCUCGAGCUCGGCCCGUUCAAGAAAAUAACGAUUUGGAUUUUUUUUUCCCUUUCCCCUUGGUCUCUUUUGUAAGGAGCUGAAUUCUCAGCUCCAUCCUUUUGCUCGCGCCUCUAUCUUUGUCGGCAGACUGGCCACUUUGGACUCCGGGGGAAAUUUGCCCCCUUUCUUGAUUUGGGAAGGCUCCUGCUGAUUCGGUUGCUGUUCUUGUUUAAGAAGGAGGAGAAUUUGGUGCGGUUUGGUGGUGUCGUGUGAGGAGUCUGAGACGCGGUAAUGAAUUCUUGGGUUCUCGAACCUAAGGUGCUCCUUUGACUGGUCUUUGUCCUCCUUUUUCUUGCGCAAUUUCGUCGGGGUUUGCUAUUUGCGUUAAUUUCCGGAAAAGUUGGGGGAUUCCUGAGCUCGAAUACCAGGUUCUUGAUCCGGCGGCUCCAUGGGACUCUGCCAUGGCAAGUCAGCCGCGGCCACGGGGCCGGUGGCGGAGAAGGAAUCCCAUGUAGCUAACGGCGCGGCGACCCCUGCCGCAACCCGCAGCGGAGCCGCAUCGCCGGCCCCGGCGGCGAAACCCAGCACGCCGAAGCAGCCCAAGUUCCCGUUCUACAUGGCGAGCCCGCUCCCGCCGUCAAGCUACAAGGGCUCGCCUGCGAACUCGAGCGUCGCGUCGACGCCGGCGCGGGGCGGAUUCAAGCGGCCGUUCCCGCCGCCGUCGCCGGCGAAGCACAUCCGCGCGCUCUUAGCGCGGCGCCACGGUUCGGUGAAGCCGAACGCGGCGUCCAUUCCCGAGGGCAGUGAGCCGGGUGUUGCGCUGGACAAGAGCUUCGGCUUUUCCAGGCACCUCUCCGCCAAGUACGAGCUCGGCAGGGAGGUGGGGCGCGGCCAUUUCGGGUACACCUGCGCCGCCAAGGCCAAGAAGGGUGAGCUCAAGGGCGAGGAGGUUGCCGUCAAGGUCAUCCCCAAGUCCAAGAUGACCACUGCCAUCGCUAUUGAAGAUGUCAGGAGAGAAGUCAGAAUAUUGAGUUCUUUGACAGGCCACAACAACCUAGUGCAAUUUUACGAUGCUUUUGAGGAUGAAGAGAAUGUAUAUAUAGUUAUGGAGUUGCUGUUGAGCCAGUUAUGCAAAGGUGGUGAGCUGCUGGACAAGAUUUUGGCUAGAGGUGGAAAAUAUUCCGAAGUGGAUGCAAAGGUUGUUAUGCACCAAAUUCUAAGUGUUGCUUCAUUUUGCCAUCUUCAGGGUGUUGUUCACCGCGAUCUGAAACCAGAGAACUUCCUUUUCGCGUCGAAGGAUGAGAGCUCUGCCUUGAAGGCCAUAGACUUUGGUCUGUCUGAUUUUGUAAAGCCAGAUGAAAGACUUAACGACAUUGUUGGAAGUGCAUAUUAUGUUGCACCAGAAGUGCUCCAUCGAUCUUAUGGCACCGAGGCUGAUAUGUGGAGCAUUGGAGUAAUUGCAUAUAUUUUGCUCUGUGGAAGCCGCCCUUUCUGGGCACGAACUGAAUCGGGAAUAUUUCGUGCUGUCCUUAAGGCAGAACCUAGUUUUGAUGAAGCCCCAUGGCCUACCCUCUCUGCUGAAGCAAAAGAUUUUGUGAGAAGGCUGCUUAAUAAGGAUUACCGCAAGAGGAUGACAGCCGCACAAGCCCUCUGUCAUCCAUGGAUUCGUGGCACUCAAGAAGUGAAGAUUCCCUUAGACAUGAUAAUUUACAGACUUAUGAGGGCUUACAUAAGCUCAUCUUCUCUACGGAAAUCUGCUCUGAGGGCCCUCGCCAAGACGUUAACGACAGAUCAACUCUUCUACCUAAGAGAGCAGUUUGAAUUGCUAGGGCCAAAUAAGAGUGGGUAUAUCACCUUGCAAAAUUUGAAGACGGCUUUAACGAAGAACACCACAUAUGUAAUGAAGGAUUCUAGGAUUGUUGACUUUGUUAACACAAUAUGCAACGUUCAAUACAGAAAGUUGGAUUUUGAGGAGUUUUCUGCUUCUUCCGUAAGUGUCUACCAGAUGGAAGGUUUGGACACCUGGGAACAGCAUGCCCGGCAGGCGUAUGAAUUAUUUGAUAAGGAGGGAAACCGGCCAAUUGUGAUUGAGGAACUUGCAUCGGAACUUGGACUUGGACCUUCCGUUCCCCUUCAUGUCGUUCUCCAAGAUUGGAUCAGACAUUCUGAUGGAAAAUUGAGUUUCCUCGGAUUCAUAAAGCUACUCCAUGGAGUUUCUCCACGUGCUAUCCCAAAAGCCUAAUCUCUAGUUGGUCGACGGCUGGCUGGAGAAUUCGUGUGAAACUGAUACAAAUAUUAACAGACUGUCCUGGUGCAAGAGAUGAAAAAAGAGGGCUCUCUUUCUAGGCCUACAUUUUGCCUCCUCUUGACACAUGGAUUGAUGUUGUACUCAAGCUGUUUAGAGGAAUGUACAGAUUAGAUUAGGAAAAAGGAUGGAAGAUUUCAUGUGUAGGGUAACCAGCUAGCUCCCUUCACUUAUGUGUUGUGUGGUGCUUACCGAUUACAGAUUGUACUGUAUUUUUUAUUCCAUACAUCUUGCUGGAGGUAUGUGCAGAUUUAUAGUAACUUUGGAAACUCCUUCCCAGCAAACAACUUGGAAUGGUUGCUUCAAUUGGAAAAAGAAGCUGGCUCAAUAUUUUUUUA